AGAACACACAGCAAAAGUUGAGAGCUUCUCCUGCCGAUUGCGCCCCAACUCUUUUGCGACUAUGGAUUGUCCGUUGUUUUGGAUUUGAAAGUUAUAAACUUAUAAUCGGUGUUGUUUUUGGUUUGUUCUUGGUCAGAUUCUAGCCUAAUAUCGAUUUGGUUUUUGAAUGAUGAAGGAUGGCCAAAAACUAAGAAAACGACGAGCUGAAUCGCGAUUUUACUGUUCACAGAAUAAUCGAUUUUAGUUCUAGCAAGAUUAGCGUUUUACUCAGGGUGUGCUUGGUGUUCGUCAUUCUCAGCCGCUCCUCUACACCCUGUGCUUGAGCGGGGUGAGGUUGAGCGGUGGUGUUCAUCACCUUUGUCGUUGAAACUGUCUAUGGCGAGAAAGAAGCAGGUUGAGCCAACUACAGUACGGAAUACCAGGUCCAGGUUUGCUCUACUACUCCUAAUUUAUGGGAAUAGCGUGAAGAAAACGACUUCACAUGAGGCAGAGACCUCCGGGCCAGGUGCUGUCACAUCUCCUGCAGGUUCAGGUGCUUUCAGCGUGAAGAGGACUGCUACUCAGGUAGAAACCUCCUCUAAUGCAGGACUGACACAUAAAUGUGGGAGUAUCAUCACCCCAUUGAUCUCCCAGGCCAGAAUCCUGGGAAGGCUAUGAAACCAGUAACUGCAAAACAGAAUGAUGGUGAAACUGGUGCUGGGCACGUUACUGAGAAGGCCAUUUCUGUGGUAGAGAUUCCUGGAACUAAACCAUGGAACUCAUUGUUCAAGGAUAAUCCGGAUCCAACACAUGGCAUUAAAUUGACAUAUGUCCAGCCUAAAGCUGAAACAUUGGAUUUUGUUAAUCGAAAAUUACGUUCUAUGAUUGAAAUGUGGAGCUAUUGUCUUGUUGGACACUUCACGGGAAGAUUUCCCGGACUCAAAGCGAUUCAUGAUUUGAAGGCAACAUGGGGCGUGAAAUGCCUUGUGAGAUCCCAUGAAAAGGGUUGGAUUAUCUUUAAAUUCCAAAGUGAAGGGGACAGAUCUAAGGUGGUACAUGAAGGACCUUACAUUGUUUUUGGGAAACUUCUAAUGCUCAAGGAGCUUUCAGAAGAUUUCUCGUUUGAGGAUGCGGAAUUUCUGAAGGUAUCAAUUUGGAUCAAGUUCCCUAAACUACCAAUGAAGCUAUAGAAUGACGAGGCUAUGAGCGAGGUGGCAUCUAUGUUUGGGGUCCCAAUAACUACGGACAAGAUCACCCAAGAGAGGACUAGUAAUGACUAUGCUAGAGUGUUAAUAGAGGUCGAUGUUUCAAAGCCACCACCACUAUCCUUUCCUAUACGACUACCUUCUCGAAAAAUAUUCAAAACAAAGUGUGUUCUAUGAAACUUUU
Molecule: messenger RNA, 1368 nt
Organism: Cuscuta europaea
Lineage: Eukaryota; Viridiplantae; Streptophyta; Magnoliopsida; Solanales; Convolvulaceae
Source: the annotation of a GenBank genome assembly